This is a messenger RNA of Rhopalosiphum maidis (corn leaf aphid), 2499 nucleotides long. Its product is annotated as E3 ubiquitin-protein ligase UHRF1-like. Lineage: Eukaryota; Metazoa; Arthropoda; Insecta; Hemiptera; Aphididae. Gene Ontology annotation, biological process: negative regulation of gene expression via chromosomal CpG island methylation; protein ubiquitination. The transcript has 12 exons. Bases 1 to 2307 code for a protein of 768 amino acids. Gene Ontology annotation, molecular function: protein binding; ubiquitin protein ligase activity. The record is from RefSeq and is a predicted model, not a curated record.
AUGCACGUGCUAGUGAGGAUGAUGAACACGCGCGAAACGAUCGCGAUACCCACGUCCAGGACGAUGAAGAUCGGUGACCUGAAGACACGGAUCGAAAAGAAAUUGAACGUCAAACCGGAAAACCAGCGCCUGUUCUUCGCUGGCAAACAGCUUGAAAAUCAGUAUAGCCUCUUUGAUUAUAGUAUUAAUAUAAACGAUGUACUACAAUUAGUAGUUAUGGUAUCUGCUACUGAAACUGACUCUACAAAAAAAUCAGAGUUAAAGGUUCCUAAGAAUUUAGAAGAUGAAAAAUGUAUUCAAAGUUGCUCAACAGCCACCAGUUCUAUAAUAGAAGAAGAUAAUAUAGAGGAUAUUUCUGAGGAAAGCAAGUAUUUUAAAUUAGGCGAUUAUGUUGAUAUACGAGAUUUUGAAUAUGGUGUAUGGUACAUGGGUAAAAUAGUGAAGAUAAAAAAAGAUAUAUCUGUAAAAAAUGAAGAAACUUCCUCUGAUAAUCAAGAGGAAAAUGAUGGACUUAUUUAUUUUGUAGAGGAUGUAGGAGCUCCUAAGAACCCACCCGCUAAAGUUACAUUGAAAGAUGUAAGACCAUAUUCUACUGAAAAUUUGCCAUUUGAUCAACUAAAAAUCAACGAUAAAGUUCUUAUGAAUUUUAAUUCUGAACAUCCUAAAGAACGUGGUUAUUGGUAUGACGUGCAAGUAAAAAAGAUAACAGUUAAUAGACGAAAUCGAGAAGUAAUAGGAGAUGUAACGCUUGGAUCGAAUAAAGCAGUAUUGAAUGAUUGUCGAUUGAUGUUCCUCGAUGAUAUCUUAAAAAUAAAACCACAUAAGUUAAUUGCAGAGAGGACAGAAGAAGAUGAUGCAAUCAUGCAAACAAAGCCUUCUGUUGAAAGAGCAGGAGCUUUAAGUUGUAUUAAAUGCAAAGAUAACAUUAAUAAAUUAUGUUAUGACUGUGGGUGUAGUAUUUGUGGUGGCAAGCAAGAUGAAGAAAAACAAAUAUUGUGUGAUGAAUGUAAUGAAGGUUUUCAUAUCACAUGUCUUUCACCACCCUUGACAGAAAUCCCCAAAGAUGAUGAUUGGUAUUGCCCAAAUUGCAAAAAUGAUGAAAACGAAAUUGUAAAAGCUGGUGGAAAAUUGAAGGCUUCAAAAAAAAAGACAUUGGCGUCAACAUCAAAACGUGAUUGGGGAAAAGGUAUGGCAUGUGUCGGUAGAACAAAAACAUGCAACAUUGUUCCACCAAACCAUUUUGGUGCCAUUCCUGGUGUUGAAGUCGGCACUACGUGGUUAUUCCGCGUUCAAGUAUCUGAAAGUGGUAUUCACCGUCCACCAGUUGGAGGAAUACAUGGCCGUGAUAAUCAAGGAGCAUUUAGUAUUGUAUUGAGUGGUGGUUAUGAAGAUGACAUUGACAAUGGUGAUGAUUUCAUGUAUACUGGUUCAGGCGGUAGAGAUCUAUCGGGUAACAAACGCACCGCUCUGCAGAGUUAUGACCAAGAAUUGACACGUUACAAUAGGGCUUUAGCUCUCAACUGUAAUGCAGAAAUCAAUGAUAAGAAAGGAGCUACAGCUGUAGAUUGGAAAAAAGGCAAACCGGUUAGAGUUGUACGGAACUAUAAACUUCAUAAACAUUCCAAGUAUGCACCUGAAGUGGGCAACCGUUAUGAUGGUCUUUACAAAGUUGUGAAGUAUUAUCCAGAAACUGGAAUAUCUGGAUUUAUUGUGUGGCGUUUUGUAUUGAAAAGAGAUGAUCCUACUCCAGCCCCUUGGACAGCAAAAGGCAAAAAGCGUAUAGCUGAACUAGGUCUUGAAAUAAUUUAUCCAGAAAAUUAUAUACCUCCUACUGAACUUGACAAUACAAAAUUACCGGAGUCUAACAGAAAAAGAACACUAAAAGAUAUAGACACUGAAAACAAUGAAUCAGAUGGAAAGAAAGAUGAAAAAAAAGACUCUGUAAAAAAACCAAAAAUAGAGUACAAACUCGAAAAAGAAGGAGAAGAAUUGAUCAAAGCUGAUGCUGCCAAUAAAAAAUAUUGGGAUGAUUGUAAGGAGUUGUUGAAAGAUGGCCAGAAAGCAUUUUUAGAUAGAGUUGAAGAAACUUUUAUGUGCAUAUGUUGUCAAGAUAUUGUAUUUGAACCAAUCACAUUAGAAUGUUCCCACAACAUUUGUAAAGGGUGUUUGAAAAGAUCAUUUGCAUCUAAGGUUUACCAAUGCCCAUCAUGUAGAGCUGAAUUGGGAAAAUCUUAUCUUAUGAACAUAAAUACUUUAUUGGCUAACACACUUUUAUAUUUCUUUCCGGGAUAUAACAAAGGUCGUUAAUAUUUUUACAAACAACUUUUACUUCAUACAUUUGAUAAAUCAGUUAUUUAUUUACAUCUAUUUUGUAGGUUUUUUAUUCAUACAUUUUUACAUAUUGAUUUAUAUUUUUUUUACUUGAGAGAAAAGUUAACUCUUUAAAGGAAAUUAUGUUUUUUUUUUCAAGAUUUUUAAUAUUAAUAGAUCCCAAUUCAU